Messenger RNA from Notechis scutatus (mainland tiger snake), 930 nucleotides. Its product is annotated as mas-related G protein-coupled receptor member H-like. Gene Ontology annotation, molecular function: G protein-coupled receptor activity. The record is from RefSeq and is a predicted model, not a curated record. Gene Ontology annotation, cellular component: plasma membrane. Gene Ontology annotation, biological process: G protein-coupled receptor signaling pathway. Lineage: Eukaryota; Metazoa; Chordata; Lepidosauria; Squamata; Elapidae.
AUGAAUUCCAGCCUGGAAGAUCUGGAUGCUACAGAAAACUAUUAUAUCUAUAACAAUACCAAUGACCUAUAUGUGUACUCAGAAGGGGUCACCCCUUCUGAUUUAGGACAGAAAGUAUGGAUAAGCAUUUUUGUAAUAACUUGCUGUUUUGGAUUUGUGGGCAAUGGCUACAUCAUCUGGCUACUUGGCUUCCAGAUUAAGAGAAACUGUUUCACCACAUUCAUCCUUAACUUGGCCAUUGCAGACUUUGGGUACCUCGCAUCUGUGUUUAUAUAUAGUAUUCUUACAUUUACCAAUUUUCAAGCAAGUGAACUAUUCUAUCACCUCAAUGUCUAUUUCGCCCGUGUGAUGUUCAUCAAUGCAAACUUUCUUCUGACUGCCAUCAGCAUUCACCGGUGUGUGGCUGUCCUCUUCCCAAUCUGGCAUCAUUGUUCCCGGCCAAAACAUUUAUCCUUCAGUGUCUGUGUCCUCCUGUGCAUCUCCUCUUUCCUCCUGAGUGGAAUUAUUAGUGUUAUGCAAAUCUUUAUAAACUACAAGGUGGCCGUUCUCCAUUUUCUUCUGAUUCCUAUAGUUUGCUUUCCGUUGAUCACACUCUCUACUGCAGUCCUUUUCAUCAAAGUGUGUGUUAAACCUAAACAGAAGAAUCAGAGUCGGCUUUUACUGAUGAUUUUAAUGACUCUUCUCUGUUUCAUCAUCCUUGCUUUCUCGUUAUGUGUCUUUGCAGUGAUUAUUAGUUUUUCAAGUACCAAAGUUGAGAAUAGACUGGAACAUUGGACUAUGUGUAGUAUAAUAUUUUCCUGCAUAAACAGCAGCAUUAAUCCCGUGAUCUAUUUUCUAGUUGGGAGGAAAAAAGGAGCUCAGUCCAAGGAGAGCAUGAAGGUCAUUUUGCAAAAGGUCUUCAAAGAAGCGGAAAGGAGUGGAGGGAGAUAG